UCAUCAGGUAGAUGGAUCCAGUAACAAAAUCCCACCAGAGAGAUGUCCCCGUCCUCUGUAUUCCACACAGGAAGAUCUCACCAUCACACUUAAGGGUAUAAACCAGAGUGAUUGGAAAUAUGCUGUUAAGGAAGAGAUAAUAGAGGAGGAUAAGGAAGAGAUAAUAGAGGAGGAUAAGGAAGAGAUAAUAGAGGAGGAUGAAGAGGUUGGUGAGAUGGAGAAGUUUUCAGAAGGAAAGAAAAAACCCUUCAAGGUUGUCGUGAUGGAGCCGUUCAGUGAUACAAACUCUCCAGAGAGAUGUCUCAGUCCUCUGUACUCCCAGGAUUCCACACAGGAAGAUCACACCAUCCCCCACCAUCAUCAGGAUGAAGAAUUGACAUACGUUAAAGCUGAGAUUAAAGAGGAAGAAGAAGAGUUGUUGGUUAGUGGAGAUCAGCAGUCUAUGGAGGAGGAAUCUUCUCUACUUAUGGACACGGAUGGACACUAUGUUCAGAAUCGGAAAAGCUCUGAUGGACUUCGUAUUUUACCUCGGAAUUGUAAAUCAGAAGAUGACGGCCUUGCAGGAGGAAGACCCAACACUCAACGUCCUCAUCGCAGAUCUCACCCUUUAAAGAGAACAAUGACUAGGUCUAGAUUUCGGGAACCUUCUGAUGCCUCGCACACUGUUACUCCCGAUAUACGUCUGAGAUCCGCAGACCUCUAUAACCCCAUGACCUCUGAAGGCGCUUGCACAGCCCAAAAUCCGUUGCCACUUACGGAGUGCGAGAAAUCCUUCAACGACUACAUAUCCCUUCUUAAAAAGCAGAAAAAUCCCAAGGCCGAGCGUCCCUUUCCGUGUUCAGAGUGCGGGAAACGUUUCUUAACCAAAGGGACCCUUCAAAAGCACCAGAAAAUUCACAGCGGCGAGCGCCCCUUCGCCUGUUCCGAGUGCGGGAGAUGCUUCAUUUACAACCGGGACCUCCGCAAUCACCGGAGAGGUCACACCGGCGAGCGUACCUUCUCCUGUUCAGACUGCGGGAAAACGUACAUUCAAAGAGCAGACCUCCUGAAGCACCGGAGGAUCCACACAGGCUGUUAUCCCUUUUCCUGUCUAGAGUGCGGGAAAUGUUUCCACCGGAAAGGGAAACUUCUCGAACACCAGAGGACUCACACAGGGGAGCGUCCUUUCUCAUGUUCGGAGUGCGGCAAAUCUUUCUUUCGCAAGGCCGACCUUCUGAUCCACCAGAAAAUUCACACGGGGGAGCGCAAUUUCUCGUGUUCGGAGUGCGGCAAAUGUUUCAUUAAGAGGGGGGACCUUGUUAUACACCAGAGAACUCACACGGGCGAGCGUCCUUUUUCGUGUUUGGAGUGCGGGAGGUCGUUUACGCAUAAGGGGAACCUGACCAGUCAUCAGAAAACGCACGCAGCUGCUGUUGAAAAAUGUACGUAGGGCUCUGAAGGGGGGAAGACUGUUCAGUCCGCGGAACAAAUGUGUGAUAGAAACGAGCUUCUGAGGAGGAACAUGCUGGACAAAUGGCCUUUUAUUUAACCACUUCCUUACCGGGCACUUAAACCCCCCUUCCUGCCAAGACCAAUUUUCACCUUUCAACGCUCUCACUCUUCGAAUGACAAUUGCGCGGUCAUACAACACUGAACCCAAAUGACAUUUUUAUCAUUUUCCCCCCACAAAUAG
Messenger RNA from Rana temporaria (common frog), 1672 nucleotides. RefSeq names its product gastrula zinc finger protein XlCGF26.1-like. NCBI's taxonomy places the organism in Eukaryota, Metazoa, Chordata, Amphibia, Anura, Ranidae. The record is from RefSeq and is a predicted model, not a curated record. The transcript is spliced from 4 exons. The coding region runs from base 215 to 1429 and encodes 404 amino acids.